This is a messenger RNA of Diachasmimorpha longicaudata, 2824 nucleotides long. Its product is annotated as mitochondrial disaggregase. The transcript has 10 exons. Bases 658 to 2595 code for a protein of 645 amino acids. Gene Ontology annotation, molecular function: protein binding; ATP hydrolysis activity; ATP binding. The record is from RefSeq and is a predicted model, not a curated record. Gene Ontology annotation, biological process: cellular response to heat. Gene Ontology annotation, cellular component: cytoplasm; mitochondrion. NCBI's taxonomy places the organism in Eukaryota, Metazoa, Arthropoda, Insecta, Hymenoptera, Braconidae.
UUUAUUGUAAUCGUUAGUCGUUUCAGGCAGAGCAACUGGGAUCAUUGAGAUUAUUCAUGUUCCAUGAGUUAUUUAUCUGAUAUUUUUCUGAAGAUAUUUCGAUUUUUGGGUAUUUUAUUAUACACAUUGCAUCGAUCAAUAUUUAUAAUAGUCGUUGGCUUUAUUUUUCUUUCUGGAGGAAUUGAAUUAAAAUUUAUUUUAAUAGCCCAAAAUUGAGGUUCAUGCUUGUCGUAAUGUUGAUAGACAAGAUGGCCGCGCCAUUCUUCCAAUAUUGGCAGCCAACAGUGCCACGACAUUCUCAUAACACUGUCAUAACCCCGGCAACAUUGCUGGAACCUUAACCUCAACAUUUUAUCUCCCGAUUGACCUAACCUCACUAUUCCGCCAACAUUUUGUUGGUCCUAACCUUUAAAAAAUCCAGGAAUGAGCUAGAACAUUACUUCUACGUAACUGGUUGCCAUAGACGACAGCAUCUGAUCUCGCUGGCCCGGUGCAAUGUGCUAUCUACAUUCGUAACGUUCGAAAGCCCCCACAUGUCUAACGAAAGCCAAUUCCCACAAACGCAAGCAAACGUGUACAUACGUAUGACGACACAAUAAAAAAAUUGUGCCCAAUUUCUUAGAAAUGUCACAGUUCACCCAGUGCAUCGAUUUCUGAAUGAACGGGGGAAUGUCAAGUCUGUACACCUCGGUAUUGCGCUCCUUGGCGAGGAGCCCCAGGAGUUCCAACGUCACCCCGAGGAGAAUCAUCGUUCGUAACGUGGAGACGAUAACCGCCAUCUGCGAGAGAGGUUAUCAGGGGAAUUUUAAUUUUGUUAGUGGUAAACAACCGUUUCUGGGUGAUGAAACCCCAGGUGUUCCUGCUGCAUUGAUAGCUGCCCCUCAAGGCAAAUAUUACAGGGGGGAAUAUCAGAAGAACUGGGGAAAUGAUGACAGCUACAGGCACUUCAGGUUUAUUCUGGGAGGAAUUGGACUCGCCAUCGCCUUGUGCGAUGCUCCUUAUUUUACUAAAGAGAAAAGAUUCUUCAGAGCCGCUCAAUACGGAAAUAUACCUGACUUGAAGAAGGCGUUGUCUGAAGGAGUCGACAUCGACUCCAGACACCCUCUGGGCUGGACAGCCCUCCAGGCAGCCGCCAUUAAUGGAAAAACUGAAGCUGUGAAAUUUUUAAUAAACAAUGGAGCUGAUGUCAAUGCUGGGGAUGAAUUCGUUAAUGUUUAUAAAACUGCCAUUGAGAAAGGAUUGCACUCCCUGGAUGUCCUCACAAAACGUGAAGAGGAGUUCUCUGAUCGCCUCAACAAUAGAGCAACGUUCAAGGGAUUCACAGCCCUCCAUUAUGCAGUCCUCGCUGACUCAAUAUCCUGUGUGAAGAUCCUGCUGAAUGCUGGAGCUAAUCCCACAAUUGAAAAUGACACAGGGCAUCGCGCAGUAGAGUACGCUCGAGACGACGAGAUCAAGGAGUUGUUGGUCAAACAUGCCACCAAGUACGACGAACUGAUGAAGGAGAAGGAAGCUGAAGAGCGACGACGAUUUCCGCUUGAACAAAGACUGAAGCAGCACAUUGUGGGCCAGGAGGGGCCUAUAUCAGUCGUUGCCUCGACAAUUAGAAGAAAAGAGAAUGGAUGGAUUGACGAGGAGCACCCCUUGGUCUUCCUCUUCCUGGGAUCGUCUGGAAUCGGGAAGACAGAGCUAGCCAAGCAGCUCGCGGCCUAUAUCCACAAAGGCAAGGCCGAUGGAUUCAUUCGGCUCGACAUGUCGGAGUAUCAGGAGAAGCAUGAGGUUGCCAAGCUGAUUGGAGCCCCCCCAGGUUACGUAGGCCAUGAUGAUGGUGGCCAACUGACAAAGCUAUUGAAAAAAAAACCGAAUGCUGUAGUUCUCUUUGAUGAAGUUGACAAGGCACAUCCUGACGUUCUCACUGUUCUUCUCCAAUUAUUUGAUGAGGGAAGAUUGACAGAUGGCAAAGGCAAGACGAUCGAAUGUAAAAAUGCCAUUUUUAUAAUGACAUCGAAUCUGGCAAGUGAAGAGAUAGCUGAACAUGCUAUACAACUAAGAGCUGAGGCUGAACGUCUACUCAAUCAGAGGCUCGAUAAAACCGAGGGUGAGGACCAAGCACCGGAGCAAAUUGUCAUAUCCAGGAAUUUUAAAGACGAAGUGGUACGACCGAUAUUGAAGGCCCAUUUUCGUCGAGACGAAUUCCUUGGUCGAAUCAAUGAAAUCGUUUACUUUCUGCCCUUCUCACGCGCUGAGUUGAUAAAACUUGUUGCUCGUGAAUUGGAUGCAUGGGCGAAGAGAGCACGGGAGAGACACAUGAUUGAGUUGAAAUGGGAUCGCGAGGUACUUUCAGCUCUUGCUGAUGGCUACGAUGUGCACUACGGGGCACGUUCCAUCAAGUAUGAGGUCGAGAGGAGGGUGGUUAAUCAACUGGCAGCUGCACAUGAGCGAGGACAGAUCACUAAAAAAUGCUGUGUCAAGCUGAAGGCCAAGUGGCACGAGAAUGGCGUCUCCAUAGGGCUGUCAGUGCGGCCAGCUGGGGUUAAAGACUUCGUGGACAUCGAUGAAACUGACAAUGUAAUAAAAAACGUGAAUUCAACAUUUUGACGAUUGUCCAUUCACCAGUAAAUAAAUUCUUAAACGCCCAGAGCUCCGCCAUUGUUAACUGAUAAAUUAUUGAGGUCAUGCAGGGAGUAAGAGGUGUAUCACAGUAAUUCGUUACUUUGUAGAUUGUCUUGAUAAUGACGAAUGAGAGAAAGGCAUAUAUUUGAUGUAAAUAUGAUGAUUAUCCUUUAUUUUGAAUAAAUCGAUCAAUAUAGAAUACAUAACAUGAAAA